GCGUUCGAUGCCACCAAUAACGCUUUUGUGCUGGAUACACGGGCGAAGCAACUGGCCGUGCAUGGUGGUGAAGUGAUUGAGAAUUGGGACCAGGAGCUACAGGGUCUGAGAGACUCACAAACAGAAACACGUGUGAUCGAGGCGGAGAACUACCUGAACGAGUUUAUUGCGUACGUCAAGGGGAUACAGAACCAGAUCAAACAGCGGAAUCAGGUCCUGGAGGAGCUUAACUAUUACAAGGGAAAGAAAGAGGAGCUCGAG
Sphaeroforma arctica JP610 is the source of this 261-nucleotide messenger RNA. RefSeq lists its product as hypothetical. Lineage: Eukaryota; Ichthyosporea; Ichthyophonida. The transcript has a single exon. The annotation marks the transcript as partial. The record is from RefSeq and is a predicted model, not a curated record.